GACAGAAAGUGACGUAAAGUGGUUCUUUAGAGACUAGGGGACUCGCGAGCGCGAGUCCGAGUCCGCAGCCGGAGGGUUCGGGCCCCGGUACCAACUACAGACCCAGUUAGGUAGCUUAGCGUUAGCUCGGCGUUAGCUCAGGCUAGCAUUACAGUGCAGGAGAGUUAGCAUGUGUGUCAGAGUCCAUAAAGUGAAGAACCGAUCACUCUGCUAAUCAAUAACCUCAGAUCACAGUGACGUAGGUCAGACUAUUCAUCAGAAAACUGAUCGAUCAACACAAACUCGUUACGUCAUCAGUUCUCUCUGAAGUUAUUAAUCAAUGAAAAGCAAAGUAUCAGCUGGUCGAUCAGAAGGCUUCCUCCUGUGGUGAUCAAUAAACGGGUGUAAAGUAGGACAGGAAUGGGUUUAUUGAUCAUCUCUGAGCAUUACGUCAUCAGCAGCACAGUUUGUUGUUAAGGUGUUCAGGUCUUUGUGACGGACAGCUGAUCCAUCGCAGCAGCCCAGUGAAGGUGGAGAGGAUCGUGGACAAGAGGAAGAAUAAGAAGGGGAAGGUGGAGUACCUGGUCAGGUGGCGAGGCUACAGCUCAGAGGGGGACACGUGGGAGCCUGAGAGUCACCUGUCCACCUGCAUGAUCUACGUCCACGACUUCAACCGUCAGUUCUCUGAGCGACAGAGAGACACCACCUUACUGCGCUCCACCCGCAGCUCGCCCAGCCACCACUGCAGCCCCGCCCACAGACCGCCCUGCAGGCCUCCGCCCGCCGGCGCUCGCAGUGACAUCAGCAGCGGAGGUUUAACCGGAGACUCUGAUCAGCUGAGACCUGCUCUCGGCCCGGCUCACCUGCCCCCAGCCGGACUGACCCGCCCCGCCUACGUCAGCCCCCAGCAGCCCCUGCCGGCCGGCAGGUUCAGCAGCGGUCAGAUGUCGGGGUCCCUGGCCGGCUCGGCACGCCGCAGCGUGGACCUGUCCAAGACCGGCAUCAAGAUCCUGGUUCCUAAGAGUCCGAUGAACAGCCGUCUGGACUCGGAGGAGUCUCCCAGUGAGGCGGCUCACAGCCUGGAGGCCGGAGCUCAGGAGGCCCACCUGGUCCCACCUGAGGUCGCCCUGCUGGAGAAACCUGCAGGAGUCCAGCUGGGACCCGGAGAGGAGAGGGCCCGCAUGGGGACCAGACCCCGCUGCCAAAACCCCCUGCCCCCGCCCCGGCUGCCCGUCACACCUGCUGCCAUGCGCUUCCUUGGCGGAACAGGUAACUCUGCGUUGAGGGAGGGUGUCGCUGCCAACGGGAUGUCAGGUGUGCAGAGUGCUGUUGCCGGGGCGACCAGUGUGACGGGGAAACGGCGUCUGGAGGAACGUUCUGCUUUCGACAAACGUCUGAGGUUCAGCGUUCGACAGACGGAGAGCGCUUACCGUUACCGCGACAUCGUGGUGAAGAAACAAGACGGCUUCACCCACAUCCUGCUGUCCACCAAGAGCUCAGAGAACAACACGCUCAACCCCGAGGUGAUGAAGGAGAUCCAGAGCGCCAUGGCGACAGCAGCAUCAGAUGACAGUAAGCUGGUGUUACUUGGCGCCGUCGGCAGCGUCUUCUGCUGCGGUCUCGACUUCCUGUAUUUCAUCAGACGCCUGACGGACGACAGGAAGAAAGAGAGCAUCAAGAUGGCCGAAACCAUCAGGACCUUCGUCAACACCUUCAUCCAGUUCAGGAAGCCGAUCGUGGCGGCGGUGAAUGGGCCGGCGCUCGGCCUCGGCGCCGCCAUCCUGCCGCUCUGUGAUGUGGUGUGGGCCAAUGAGAAGGCCUGGUUCCAGACGCCUUACACGUCUUACGGCCAGACGCCAGACGCCUGCUCUUCCUUCACCUUCCCCCGCAUCAUGGGCCUCGCCUCGGCUAACGAGCUGCUGCUGAGCUGCAGGAAGUUGACGGCGCAGGAGGCGUGUUCUAAAGGUUUGGUGUCUCAGGUUCUCUGGCCGGGAACCUUCACACAGGAAGUGAUGCUGCGAAUCAAAGAGCUGGUGAUGGUCGACUCAGUGGUUCUGCGGGAGUCCAAGGCCCUGAUGAGGAACACUAGCCGCGGCGCUCUGGAGCAAGCUAACGAGCGCGAGUGUGAAGCCCUGAAGAGAGUCUGGGGCUCAUCGCAGGGAACCGACUCCAUCCUGCAGUACCUGCAGAGGAGAACAGAGCUCAGCUAGAACCUGGACCGGGACCUGAAGCAGGACCAGGAGCAGGACUGGUCCCCUGACUCAGCAGAUUCUGAGCUGGACAGGAAACACUGAACGUUUCUUCCUUUUGUUGUAAACAUUUAAGUUAUACUCUGAGCAGAACAGUCCUGGGGUUCUCGGUGUGGGGUUCCUCAGGCCCCCCCAGGGUCCUCCGUUGUUCCUGUGGGUGAUGGCUUCAGGGAACACGGAACUAAUGAAUUUAGAAAUGACGAAGGUUUAUGUUUUCAUGACUGUUGUACCUGCCAGACCAAACUGAGGGCAUCAACACCUGUGAGGAUUUAAAAGAACCUGAAAGACCGUGUGAGGGUUUAAACAGCUCAUUAAAUCAAACUGAACCUUUACUGUGUUUCUAUGGUAACUUCUCUUAAAACGGCACAUUUCCAGAUGGACUUCUGCAGAAUGAUCUGUGCUAAGCUAGGCUAGCAGUGUCCCUCUGCUUUCAGUCUUGGUGCUAAGCUAGGCUAGCCGUGUCCCUCUGCUUUCAGUCUUGGUGCUAAGCUAGGCUAGCCGUGUCCCUCUGCUUUCAGUCUUGGUGCUAAGCUAGGCUAGCAGUGUCCCUCUGCUUUCAGUCUUGGUGCUAAGCUAGGCUAGCAGUGUCCCUCUGCUUUCAGUCUUGGUGCUAAGCUAGGCUAGCCGUGUCCCUCUGCUUUCAGUCUUUGUGCUAAGCUAGGCUGACAGUGUCCCUCUGCUUUCCGUCUUGGUGCUAAGCUAGGCUAGCCGUGUCCCUCUGCUUUCCGUCUUGGUGCUAAGCUACUCCUUUAAAUCGAGACGACCUCUGACCUUCUCCCAGAAUUCCCUCUGAUGAAUGUGUGCAUGGAAGAAUAAACAGGAAGUGGAGGCUGAGCAGAAACAGGAAAUUAACUGUUUUUUGUAAACAGAGAUCAGGCGGAAGCCGUGAUGUUUGCCGCCAUCAGGACUAAGGUCAGCCUGCAGGGGGCGCUGGCAGGACUCUGAAGUCACUAAGAACAUUUGUAUGAUCGUGCAGCAGUUUGACUGGGACGAAUUAUGGGUAUCUAUUGACACCUGAGAGGUGAGACAGCGGCGCUGCUGUGUGUGGGCGGUGGCCUGUCAGUCCUGACCCGGGUCCAGGUGAGCAGACUGGACUGUGAUCCAGAGUCCUGAACCUGAGCUUAUGUCACAUGUGAAAUUAAACUUUAACCACGUUUCAGUAA
Molecule: messenger RNA, 3391 nt
Organism: Micropterus dolomieu (smallmouth bass)
Lineage: Eukaryota; Metazoa; Chordata; Actinopteri; Centrarchiformes; Centrarchidae
Gene: cdyl
Product: chromodomain protein, Y-like
Exons: 7
Coding region: 630-2189 (519 amino acids)
Cellular component (GO): nucleus
Molecular function (GO): transcription corepressor activity
Source: RefSeq, a predicted model, not a curated record